This is a messenger RNA of Cordyceps fumosorosea ARSEF 2679, 1239 nucleotides long. Its product is annotated as cell cycle control protein Cdc123. Lineage: Eukaryota; Fungi; Ascomycota; Sordariomycetes; Hypocreales; Cordycipitaceae. The record is from RefSeq and is a predicted model, not a curated record. Bases 1 to 1239 code for a protein of 412 amino acids. Gene Ontology annotation, cellular component: cytoplasm. The transcript has a single exon.
AUGCCGCAUCUGGGUGAAGACAAUACAGAGGGCUCAGAGCCUGCGUUUGUCUUUCCUCCAGUAACAAAAGAUCAUAUCCAAAACUGUUCUUACGACGCUUGGUUCCCCAAGUAUCGCAGCUCUUGUAUCAAGUCAAGAAUUAUCCCAAUUUCUGCCGACUUCAUCACCUACUUACAGGAGGAUGGGAUUAUCUUGGCAGAUGACAGUGAUGUCCUUGGCGACGCGCAAGACGAUGAAUGGCAGAGCUCUGGUGCUAUGACUUCCAACAAUGCGCCGAAUGACAGCCAAGAUUCGGAUGAAGACGAAGCUCUACAACUACCUCCAAAUCAACGUUUUCCAGAAACUCAUACCAAGAUCAAAGAGACCAUUGAAGAGCUUGGCGGAGCAGUUGCGCCCAAGCUCAACUGGUCUUCGCCGAAGGAUGCCAAGUGGAUUUCAGCACACCAAAAUAGUCUCAAGUGCACCUCACCAAACGAUAUUUACCUUCUCCUGAAGUCCUCGUCAUUCAUUUCACACGAUCUCGCUCACGCAUUUGAUGGGUGUACCGCUCCGGAGCCCACCCGGCCAUUCAGCCCGGUACUCGUGCUCCGCCCUUACUUUACACCUCACGUGGCGCUGGAGUUCAGGUGUUUUAUUAAGCAUCGCCAACUAAUUGGAAUCUCGCAACGAGACUUAAACUAUUACGACUUUCUUGAGGUUCUGAGGCCGAACCUUUGGCGCAAGAUUACCAAGUUUUACAACGAGACGUUGCAACACACAUUCCCUGAUGCUAGCUUCACGUUCGAUGUCUACGUUCCAGAGAACUCCCUAGCAGAUGAUGGCUUAGGAAGAGUUAGGCUCAUGGAUAUUAACCCUUGGGCGAUUCGUACCGAUGCGCUGUUGUUCAGCUGGGAAGAGCUGCUUCAGCAAGAAGUUGCGAGACCACUUUAUGGCCCUCCGGCCGGUGCGGACGCUGCUGAUAUCAGCGGGGGAGAGACAACUGCCGAUGAAUUGGACGACGAAAGCAUCCAAGAUUACAGUCCUACUUGUCUCCCUGAGCUUAGAAUCGUGGAGAAGGACGAUCCUGGCGCGUACAAUUUUAGCACACCACAGUACUCUGCGCACAAGCUACCCAAGGAGGUUGUCGAUGCCAGUCUGGCCGGAGAGGGAGGGCUACGAGAAUUCGCACAGCAAUGGAAGGACAUUACUGAGGGACGCGGCGGUAACAUGUGGGAGCAGCCUGGUGCUGGGGGCGCAUGA